Messenger RNA from Neltuma alba, 1323 nucleotides. RefSeq names its product probable E3 ubiquitin-protein ligase BAH1-like 1. Gene Ontology annotation, molecular function: metal ion binding. Lineage: Eukaryota; Viridiplantae; Streptophyta; Magnoliopsida; Fabales; Fabaceae. The record is from RefSeq and is a predicted model, not a curated record. The transcript is spliced from 6 exons. The coding region runs from base 378 to 1184 and encodes 268 amino acids.
AAAAUGCAGCGGAGACUGCCGAUCCCGCAAAGGCCUCAAUGAGGCCAUUGGCGUCCGAACCUGCAGCGACCAGUGCCCAGGUAAUUAUCUGAUACUUCUCUUUCUUCCAUUCACUCUCUUUUUCUCUUUUUCUUUCCAGUUUGACGCUUUAAGAGCUUUGAUGAAUCCGUUCUACUGAUUUGUUGCAAGACUAGUUAUAUCGUCUCUCCCAAGGUCCUUGUUGAAAGGAAUUCAUAGAUUUUAAGACAGGUAUCCUUCUGGACCAACAACAAAAAAGUAAAAUACCUGGGUUCUUCCAUUUGGCAUCGUUUUCACUUGUAACUUCUAAAGGUUAUAUCUCAAUCAUAUUCUCUCGCAAUGUUAUAGCCCAAAUACACAUGUGUGAUGGAAGCUUCUUCCCUUCCCUUCUCAACGGGAUGACUGCAGUAGUAGGUUGCUUUAAUGAGCGUGCCCAAAAUUUGUUAAAGCUCCAUCUCGCUUCUGGCUUCAGAAAGUCCUUUUUCUGGUUCAAAGGCAAAUUACGUGGAAAACAAACUGCCCUCGUUCAAGAAGGCAAAGACCUGGUUAUUUAUGCGCUAAUUAAUGCCAUUGCAAUCAGAAAGAUACUCAAGAAAUAUGAUAAGAUUCAUUAUUCAAAGCAAGGACAAUUAUUCAAGUCACGAGCACAGAGUAUGCACAUAGAAAUUCUUCAGAGUCCCUGGCUUUGUGAGCUCAUGGCCUUCCACAUCAAUUUAAGGGAAAGCAAGAACAAGUCAAUGAAGAAGCCACCUGCUUUCUUUCAUACAUGUUCCCUCACAUUUAAGGAUGAUAAACCAUCACUUACUUGUGAGCCAUUUGAUUCCAUCAAACUUGAUAUUGACUUGACGUGUUCUAUAUGCUUGGACACUGUAUUUGAUCCAGUUUGUCUUACUUGUGGCCACAUAUUCUGCUACAUGUGUGCUUGCUCAUCUGCAUCAGUAACUAUUGUUGACGGAGUUAAAGCAGCAAAUUCUAAUGCAAAAUGUCCACUGUGCCGAGUGGGAGGAGUCUAUCAAGGUGCUGUGCACUUGGAAGAAUUAAAUAUUCUGUUAGGCCGAAGCUGCAAGGGAUACUGGGAACAAAGGCUUCAGAUAGAGAGGGUUGAGAGAGUUAAGCAAAUAAAAGAGCAUUGGGAAUCGCAGUGCAGGGCAUUUGUGGGCGUCUAACCAUCGGCUUGUCCAUUCCGGAAUUCUAUGUUAAUCUCAGGCCGAUGCCUAUAAUCACGGUCAAUUUUUUUAUUUUAUUUUAUUUUAUUUUUAAAUAACAUUCAGAAUAAUGUAAUGUAUUGUAAGCUCAGAAAUGUUA